AUGAAUUGCAUCGUUCUGAACGAGUGGUCCGGAUUAACGAGUAAUCUUGUGAAGCUGGGGUUAGGUUCCGUCAGCAUGUUCUUCGACAUUCUGUUCAUGAUCCAGCACUUUAUCCUGUACCCUAGCCAUGAGGAGCCAGCGGAAGAAAAGCUCAUCACCGAUGAAGUGGAAGCUCUCGUUUUGGAGAAGCGUGAUUUUGUUCGUUCGGGCAGCAACCGAAUCAUUGAUAUUAGUGUUAUUAAGACCCCGUAA
This is a messenger RNA of Blastocystis hominis, 252 nucleotides long. RefSeq lists its product as hypothetical. The record is from RefSeq and is a predicted model, not a curated record. NCBI's taxonomy places the organism in Eukaryota, Bigyra, Opalinata, Blastocystidae. The transcript has 2 exons. Bases 1 to 252 code for a protein of 83 amino acids.